AUGGCACCGAAGAUUAUUCAGCUCGCCGCGUUGUCGGCCCUGGUGGGUUUCGUUGCUGGCCAGAAUGCAACAUUGUGCUCCAGCGCCGCGACCAAAACCAUCAGCAGCCAAGACGACGCCGACAAGCUUGGCGCAGCUUGCCCAACAUUCACUGGCAACGUCCUCCUCGUCGACGGGCCGCUCUACUCACGCGUCGCGUUGAACGGCAUCGAGGAGAUAACAGGCAAGCUCACCGUACACGACUGGAUGGAGGCGAGCAGCGACUCGCUCGUGCGCAUCGGCGGCAACUUCGAGAACAUCAACUCGUACACGUGGGAUAUCAUCUUCCCGGCCCUCGAGUACGUCGGCGGCAGCAUCAUCUUCACCGAGGAGGACCAGUACCGAUCGAGCUUGCAACGCGCCCUGUUCCCGAGCCUCAAGCAGGUCCAUGGCGACCUGCUCAUCACCGGCAACCACUACUUCCAGGAGCUGCAGGCGCCGAACAUCGAGCACAUCAAUGGCCUGUUCAAGAUGGUCAACCAGCAGCAGAUUGCGAAUGUGACGAUGAACAAGCUCGUGACCGUCCAACCGGGUGGAAUCCAACUCGCCGGUUCAUUCGGAGAGUUCAGCAUCGUGUCCACGGGCUCCGGAAACUGCUCCGAGUGGGACGCGUUGCGCCAACCCGGCGGCGCACUCGCCAACGUCAACUACUACCACUGCCAGGGCGGCUGUGAGCGCCUCUACGGCGAAGAGUGCUACUGCCCGGGAGCCAACUACCCAUCUCAAAGCUGUUAA
Molecule: messenger RNA, 774 nt
Organism: Lasiodiplodia theobromae
Lineage: Eukaryota; Fungi; Ascomycota; Dothideomycetes; Botryosphaeriales; Botryosphaeriaceae
Product: Cell wall protein ecm33 precursor
Exons: 4
Coding region: 1-774 (257 amino acids)
Source: RefSeq, a predicted model, not a curated record